Messenger RNA from Opisthorchis viverrini, 537 nucleotides. RefSeq lists its product as hypothetical. Lineage: Eukaryota; Metazoa; Platyhelminthes; Trematoda; Opisthorchiida; Opisthorchiidae. The record is from RefSeq and is a predicted model, not a curated record. Bases 1 to 537 code for a protein of 178 amino acids. The transcript has 4 exons.
AUGCUUAGGUUCGCUGUAUUCGCCAUCGGCCCACAACCUCCUGUGAAUAGGUUGAAUCUCCUCAUUGAACGCGACACCUAUUCAACAUGUGAAGAAUGUCCGGAAAAUCCUGCGGAAAAUUCUACAAAUAUAUAUAUUCUUGAUAACUGCGAUGCCCAAUGUAUGCUGUUGCUCGUAUACCACACACUUAAUCCGAGUGUUCUUGAGUCUCGACCAAAAGAUUGUCGGGCCAGAUGUUGGACAUUGGAUUUUCAUCUGACAGGGUUGGAAAACAGUCUAGUUAACGUUCGUUACAAGCAAACGUCAACGGAACAAAGAAUGGCUCGAAGCUUUCAAUUCGUUUACGGAUUAGUGAUAAAAAAAUUCCAGGGAUCGUCCAGUUUACGUUGGGACUCCACUGAUGGCAAGAAUUUCGCAACACCCGACACGCCAGUGGAGGAACAUAUCGCAAUUAUUGUUGGCCUGUCCGCCGAGCUCAGCAGUUGGAUUGCAAAAGUUUCAUCACAAAUCGAGGUGACAUCGUCAGUGCAAUGCUGA